AAAACCUGGACUGACUCUACAAAGAUAAGACAGAAAUAGAGAGAGUUUAAAUUAACUCAUUCAUGGCGCUGACUUGAGUUUGUUUCAGCUUUAUGCGGCUCUGUAGGAAGACUCGACUUCAUCCUUUUUGGCCGCUCUCGCGUUCCGUCGCAGCCGCCGUCUCUCUGGCUCAAAGUACGCUUCUGAUCACAAACUCUCAGUGAUGUUUUGUGAGCUCAAAUAAGAUUUUGACUGCCGCUCGCCUCCUCAUGGCAGAGGUCUACUAUGUUGGGGUGGACGUGGGCACUGCCAGUGUGAGGGCUGCACUGGUGACCAGGACAGGCCUGCUGAAGAGCACCGCCGAGGAGCCCAUCAGCAUCUGGGAACCCCAGUCUGACCAUUAUGUCCAGUCCUCCACUGAGAUCUGGGAGAAAUGCUGCACGGUUGUGAAGAGAGUUACCCAAAAUGUGGAGAGGAGUCAGGUACGAGGGAUCGGCUUCGAUGCCACUUGCUCUCUAGUGGUUUUGGACCAAAGCUUCCAGCCUGUGCCGGUCAGUCAGGAUGGUGACAGACAAAGAAACGUGGUGAUGUGGAUGGACCAUCGGGCCGAAGAGCAGGCGGCUCGUAUAACAAAUACUGGCCACAGGGUCCUGAGCAGGGUGGGAGGGGUCAUGUCACCAGAGAUGCAACCCCCUAAGCUGCUCUGGCUCAAAGAGAAUCUACAAGAAAGCUGCUGGAGCAAAGCCGCUCACUUUUUUGACCUUCCAGACUUCCUAUCUUGGAAGGCAACAGGCUCUCUGACACGGUCUUUAUGUACUCUGGUGUGUAAAUGGACGUAUUGCCCUCCAGAAGGAUGGGAUGCUAGUUUUUGGACCAGUAUUGGACUUGAGGAUCUCCUGGAAAACAACUCUUCCAAAAUAGGCAGUGUGACGUGUUCUCCCGGUAGCCUGUUGGGAGACGGCCUCACCCAGGAGGCAGCAGCAGAUUUGAGUUUGGAUGCAGGAACUGCAGUUGGUGCUUCUCUCAUUGAUGCUCAUGCUGGAGGCCUUGGUGUGAUAGGUGCAGAUGUGAAAGGCUUUAACUUGCCGUGUGAAGACCAGCCAAUCACCUCACGCAUGGCGAUGAUCUGUGGGACAUCAACCUGUCACAUGGCGAUCAGCGAGCAGCCUCUGUUUGUGCCAGGAGUGUGGGGGCCCUGCCUGUCCGCCAUGGUGCCCGGCAUGUGGCUUAAUGAGGGAGGACAGAGUGCGACAGGAAGGCUGAUUGACCACAUAGUGAAGGGCCACGCUGCCUACACCCAGCUCCAGGAACAGGCACGGCAGAGAGUUCCCAUAACUGGUGAGAACAUCUACAGCUACCUGAACAGCCACCUCAGUACGAUGGCUAGCUCCCGUUCUCCCGUGGACCUGCUGGCUUCCGGUCUGCACGUGUGGCCCGACUUUCACGGGAACAGGUCGCCCUUGGCUGACCCCUCCUUGAAGGGCAUGGUGGUCGGACUGCCACUCUCCCAAACCUUGGAUGACUUGGCCCUUCUCUAUUUGGCCACAGUACAAGCCCUCGCUCUUGGUACACUUCAUAUCCUGGAAGCCAUGAAAGAAGCAGGACAUGACAUCAGAACCCUCUUCCUGUGUGGCGGGUUGAGCAAAAACGCCCUGUUUGUACAGAUUCACGCCAACGCUACAGGGUUGCCUGUGGUGUUGCCCAACCAGAUGGAGGCUGUGUUAAUCGGAGCAGCAGUCCUGGGUGCAUGUGCAUCACAGGAUUACAGCAGUAUACAGUCCAAUAAAACUGACCUCAAAAACAUACCAAACUCACAUGGCACUGAUCUCAUCAUUAUCGACUCAGUGCCUCCAUCUGCUGGUGUGAACCAGAACACAAAGAGGCGAUGGAGAAAAUGGCAAAAGUGGGGAAAGUUGUGCAACCUGACCAUGAACUCCAGAGCUUCUAUGGGAGAAAGUACAAAGUGUUCCUGCAACUGUUUACCCACCAGAGGGAGUACCAGGCUCUCAUGAACCAGAGAUGAGUGUGGCAGUGGGAGGCGACUGAGCUGGAACUGACUCUCUCUGUCUCUCUCUGACGUAAUAGCGAUGACGAAUCCACACACUGGAAACAAGAUCAGAAGUUUUAACCUGGCUGCUUUUUCCUAAUAUUAUUAAAGGUCCAGUUUUGUCCAUAACCUGACGGUAAAGGGGCUUUCUGAGGGUUAAAUAUCUGUCAGGGGGGGUUUAGUUGUAGUCUAGACUUCACACAUGCAGGAUUUCAAACCACCUGGCAGAGAACAGAAGCUGUUGGAGCUUUCCAUGGCUCUCUGUCUUGCUGCAGCUCCACCCAAAAUGGAAAGGAGGGUGUGUGAAUGGGUGUGGGGACAUCAACAGAUUUUACAGUAACUUGCUAAUGGCCCGUCAGCUUCACCCAAAGCCAAAUACCAUCAAGUACUGUCACCUUCAAAUGCGUUCCUAAUAAAUAAUUGAAACCACA
This is a messenger RNA of Larimichthys crocea (large yellow croaker), 2457 nucleotides long. It is a transcript of the gene fggy, whose product is annotated as FGGY carbohydrate kinase domain containing. Gene Ontology annotation, molecular function: D-ribulokinase activity. NCBI's taxonomy places the organism in Eukaryota, Metazoa, Chordata, Actinopteri, Sciaenidae. The transcript has 17 exons. Gene Ontology annotation, cellular component: cytoplasm. Gene Ontology annotation, biological process: carbohydrate phosphorylation; pentose metabolic process. The coding region runs from base 249 to 1991 and encodes 580 amino acids. The record is from RefSeq and is a predicted model, not a curated record.